AUGAGUGCGCCGGCCUUUUCGGACGCCACUCUUACUCGUGAAUCCCAAAGUUCUGACUUUGAAUUGACCAUUCGCCAGCAGCCUGAACGGGCGCGCGUGGCUGGUGGGAAAGAGAAAGAGCGGAAGCCCGUUGAUCCUCCACCGAUUGUUCAACUUCGCGUGAGAGAGGAGGGCACUUACCUUGCUCAGCACUACUUGCAAAGUCCUUAUUAUUUCAUGUGCUGCAGCUUAUGGGAUGCAACGGAAGAUCAAGCGGUUCCCGUUCCGCCGUCGACUGCAUUAGCAGGAACCUUGGUCUCUUCCCUUCAUCGCUUAAAAGACGUGGACAAUAAUGAUGGAGGAUUUUUCGUGUUUGGGGACUUGUCUGUCAAGCUCGAGGGCGAUUUUCGUCUCAAAUUCACUCUGUUCGAAAUGCGAAAGGACAACGUGGCUUGCUUGAAGUACAUCGUUUCUGAGCGUUUCACUGUAUCACCACCCAAAAGCUUCCCGGGUAUGGGAGAGUCGACAUUCUUGUCUAGGUCUUUCGCGGACCAGGGUGUGAAGUUAAGAAUACGCAAAGAACCUCGAGCGCUCAUGAAACGGCCGGUUCCACGACCUGAGGAGUACCCCCAGCCUCUCCCUCCUCGCUCACCAGACCGCUCGUCGAUGUCGAUACCAGGGACUGCUUUUGCCGGCUAUCCAAGUCGAGACUACACCUACAUGCAGCCGGGACCGGCCAAACGUCAGCGUACUUCGUCAAUUGACUACGGCACGUAUCCGCAGGCUGCGACCAUGUACCCGAAUCAGCCGGGAGCUUAUCAAACGCCGAUCUUACAGGGCUACAACCCAGGGGUAGCGGAUUUUCGUCAAGGAGGGCCUGCUGCGAUAACUCCGUCACCGUACGGCUCUCCGGAGGAAUCUAUGCUGGGAGUGAGACCGGGUUCCAGAUAUGUGCAGCCUUCUUACCCUGCUUUUACCGACGCAUACGGUCUCCCGUCCGCACAAGUUCCCACGUUGCCGGAUCGGUCCAGUCAACAAGCUACUAUGCAAUCUUUGGGGAUGCAGCCUGGCACUCCGACCGCAGAUCCUACAGCAGCGAUGAUGCCUCAGAGUUACGCUCGGCCACAGUAUCAGCCAAACACCUUGCCUCCAUUGAGCCGCCUUCCUCAAACCACAAACGGUGGAGCCACACGAGGGUAUUUCGAACAACCGUCCCAUGGAACCACCCCUAUUCUUCCGUCACAACAGCCCAUUGCUACAAAUGAAGAACGGUAUAGUGCUGCGCCGGGUGCGACAGGCUUUGAGCCUCCUGGUUCAUCUAAUGGGACGCCCAGAUAA
Aspergillus chevalieri is the source of this 1317-nucleotide messenger RNA. RefSeq names its product protein vosA (gene vosA). The record is from RefSeq and is a predicted model, not a curated record. The transcript is spliced from 9 exons. Lineage: Eukaryota; Fungi; Ascomycota; Eurotiomycetes; Eurotiales; Aspergillaceae. Bases 1 to 1317 code for a protein of 438 amino acids.